AAAAGAAAAAAAAAAAAAAGAGAAGAAAAGAAAUGGUGGUAAAAAGCUAAAAAGUUCGUCAGUAGCAGCUAGCUUAGUAAUGAGUGAGAAGCGGUAUAAGUAGUAAGUAUUAGCAAAAACCCGCAAGAGAAAAAAAAGGAUCGAAGAAAAGAAACCAUCAUCUUCAUCAUCAGCAUCAUCAAAGAGAUAGAUUGAUAGAUGGAGAUGGAGGGAAAGAGAACGAACAAAGGAAUGCAAGUAACAAGAGUCCGUGGGUAAGACUUAAAUUGGGAGUAGUUGCAGAGAGCGAGCAGCAGAAACAGAAGCAGAAGCAGAAGCAGCAGAAGUAGCAGCAGCAGAACAGUGACAGAGGAGGAAGAAAGAAAGAAGAAAGAGAAAGAUGGAGAGAGCGACAGACAAUACCAGUUUUAGUUUGCUUUUUGGGUGCGAUGACGGCGUGGCAGAGCUGUAAUUCUAUGGCUUUUAAUGCUCCCUCUCUCACAGCACAGCCAUAGAAUUGAAGGAAGGAGGCUCGAUGGAUUGAUUAAUCUCUCCCCCACGCCCCUUUUUAUCUCUCUCUCUCUCUCCUCGCCCAAAAGUCUUCCUUUACUUUGUCUUCUGUCCAAGAAAUUGAAAAGCUGCUGCAAUAAAACCCCCAAUAAACUCCCUUCCCCCCGUCCUCUGACCCUUCACUCCUUCCUUCACUUCUCCCUAUUAGUACAACCACUUUCUGGCUUCGGUUUACUUUCAUUUUGUUGCAUAGAGGACGACUUGGGAGUUGCAGCAAUAAUUGUCAAAGAGCAUUCAUUUCAGAAAAACGCAAAUUCAUUCUCUGACCCCAAACAAAACCCCCACUUUAAACAAAAUUUCAAAAAUAGAAAAAGUUCAGGCGUACCCGUAUCAUUCUGGGGUCAUUAAUCACGCCACCAUAGGCUUUCUGCUAUGGAUUGUCAGCCACGAUUGAGGUCUGCGAGAGGAAUAAAGGUGGCAAAAUGGCUGGCUUUUUUUCGCUAGGUGGUGGUGGAAGUAGUAGAGGAGGAAGCAGCAGCAACCAAGAAAGCAGCAGUCAUAACAAUACCACCACCAACAACCAACAGCAUCAGCCCACCGAAAUCAACCCGGAGAAUUGGUUCCUCUACAGAAGUGAUGAAUACAAGGGCUUCGAGAUAUGGCAUCCCCAACCGCAGCACCAAUACCACCAGCCGCACAAUCAGCCAGAACACCAUCAUUUUCGCCACCACAAUCCGGCUCUACAAGAUUUUUAUCCAUCAGCCGGAGGAGGAUUAGACUUUGGCCCCAGCAGCAGCCAUCGCGGCGGAGGAGGUGGCCUAAACAUCUCCUCGGAUGAGCCUUCGAGAUCGGCGUUUGUAAUGAUGAGGAGUAGUGGUGGGGGAAUUAGCUGUCAGGACUGCGGAAAUCAAGCUAAGAAAGAUUGUGCACACAUGAGAUGUAGGACUUGUUGCAAGAGCCGCGGGUUUCAGUGCUCAACCCAUGUCAAAAGCACUUGGGUUCCAGCUGCCAAAAGAAGGGAAAGGCAGCAGCAACUUGCUUCUUUGCAGCAGCAGCAACAGCAGCAGCAAGAACAAGCUCAAGAAAACCAAAACCAGCAGCAGCAACAAUUGCAACUUCAUCAUGGUCAUAGCCAUAGAGGGGAGAAUUCCAAAAGGCAGAGAGAGAAUCGAGCUUCUUCUUCACUCGUCUGUACUCGCUUACCCUCCAAUUCUUCAGGGUUCGAAGUGGGACAUUUUCCGGCAGAAGUAAGCACUUCGGCGGUUUUUCGGUGCGUACGAGUGAGCUCCAUUGAUGAAAAUGAGGAUCAGUUCGCGUAUCAGACGGCUGUAAACGUUGGAGGACAUGUUUUCAAGGGAAUUUUGUAUGAUCAAGGCCUCGAGAGUCAGUACAUGACUACUGAGAGUUCGUCUGGUGGCGGAAGCGGCAGCACUACGGGAGUACAACAGCUUAAUCUCAUUACUGGUACAGCUGCCACUGCAACCUCCACCGGUACGACUACCGUCAGUGGUGGAGGAGGAGGAGGAGGAGGAGGAGGAGCUGCGGGUUCGCCAUUUCUGGACCCGUCAAUGUAUCCAGCUCCACUGAAUUCUUACAUGGCUGGUACGCAAUUCUUCCCACCUCCAAGGUCCUGAAAUGAAACAACAAGAGGAAAAUUCCAUACAUUCUCUCUCUCUCACACACUCUCUCUCUAAUCAACCUUCUUCUUGACUUUGUGUACUAUUUCCUCGUGGUACAGUUGUAGUAGUAAUAUUUUUACUGUUUGUAGUAGAGAAGAACAUUUGACACGCAUUGCGCUUAUUAAAACUGCUAAUUACACAAGGAAAAUAGGAGAGGAGGAUCGACAAA
Coffea arabica (coffee) is the source of this 2337-nucleotide messenger RNA. RefSeq names its product protein EXPRESSION OF TERPENOIDS 1. Gene Ontology annotation, biological process: positive regulation of DNA-templated transcription. Gene Ontology annotation, cellular component: nucleus. The record is from RefSeq and is a predicted model, not a curated record. NCBI's taxonomy places the organism in Eukaryota, Viridiplantae, Streptophyta, Magnoliopsida, Gentianales, Rubiaceae. Gene Ontology annotation, molecular function: DNA binding; DNA-binding transcription factor activity.